CCCUCCUCCCCCUGCAGCAGGGCGGGAAGGAGCCUCGGCCCCUGGGCAUCUGCUGCACAGCUCCCGUGUAACGCACCCCCGGCGGCAUGAGGAGGCCUCGGGCCCGUGCCGCGGCCGCCCUGCAGCGCCGUCGGGCUGAGGGGAAGCUGCUUGCGAGGUCCGGGCGCUUCUGUCCCCGGAGCCAGGGCGGGCCCUUGCAGCCGCUUGGCAACCAAAAAGCGGAGAGCGGUCGCAGCCCCUGCAAAGGUCACGAGCAGGCGCCCGGGCUGGGUUGUCGGGCUGGCCUGGACACACAGACAGAAAAACAGACAGCCAUGGCAUCUCUGGGACGGAAGGGAACAGGUGCUCAGCACCCCGCCACACAGGACAUAAAGCUGUUACUGUGGCGGGGCAAACUUGGGCAGGUGGGUGGAAACUGAAGAGCACCUUUGCUUUGUUGACAUUGAGAGAGAGGGGAAAAUAAAGUGCCAUCAGCACUGCCUCCUUAUCACGCUGGCAUCUCCUACCCAAGUACAGACAGGACCUGCCCAGCCCAGUCAUGAAAGCAAAGCUGCAAGCCAGCCUGCAAGGUGACCCUAAGCUCUGCCUGCAUGUCACGUCUUGGAGGGUUGAAGACUGCCGUUGUGUGUUGUUAGGGCAGUGAGGAUUUUCUGUGUUGCUCAAGAAUUAAAUCAGCAGCAAACAGCGAAAUGCUAAAGUGAAUGGCCUUUCUGGUAGAAUCAAACCUCCUCUUCCCUCCCCCACCGCAAUCAGUCAGUACCUGUAACGUAAAUAGGAUUGUUUCUUCUUCCCCUUCCCCACUUCUGACUUAUGUUACACAAAUUCUGAUCUUGUGUGAACUGAGGCAGUGGGACAUGUUCAGGCCAUGGAGUGACUGCCCUUAGUUACAGCAUAUGAGUUCUGUCAUCCUUCAGCCAGUUUGGGAAGUGUCCAACCCCACCUAUGCCACAGAUCUAUAAGCCCACGUCAAAUAUGCCACCCCUGAGAGAUCCUGAAAGAAAUCAACAGCUCUUAGCUUCUGCCUGCCUGCUCCAAAUUACCGGUUGCUCUCAUCAGGUGCUUUUUCAAGCCCUUCCCUUGGGGGUUGUUGGAAUUAAUCUGACUUUUUUCCCCAGUUCCCCUGUAGACACGUGAGUGUAAAACAUGGAUUUGGCCAACCAUGGACUUAUUCUGCUGCAGCAGCUGAACGCUCAAAGAGAGUUUGGUUUCCUGUGUGACUGCACAGUUGCUAUUGGUGAUGUCUACUUCAAGGCCCACAAAUCUGUCCUUGCAUCUUUCUCAAACUACUUCAAGAUGUUGUUUGUUCAUCAGACCAGUGAAUGUGUUCGUUUGAAAGCAACUGACAUACAGCCAGACAUCUUCAGCUAUCUUUUGCAUUUGAUGUAUACAGGGAAGAUGGCACCUCAGCUGAUUGACCCAGUUCGAUUAGAACAAGGAAUAAAGUUUCUGCAUGCAUAUCCACUAAUUCAAGAGGCCAGCCUUGCCAGUCAGGGAACCUUUUCACAUCCAGAUCAAGUUUUUCCAUUAGCAUCUUCAUUGUAUGGCAUUCAGAUCACAGAUCACCAGAUAAAACAUCCCACUAAAGUUACAUCAGCAACUGACAAACUUGGGCGAGACCCAAGGCCACAGACUUCCCGGAUGAGCCAGGAGCAAGCAUCUGAAGGCUCACAGUUAGCUUCAACUCUGCCACAAGUAACCAGGACAAACAUGACUACAUCUGACCCAUUGCAGUCUUCACUGUCCCCAGAACUGGUUUCCACUGCUGGUAAUAAUUCUCCUCCGGGAGAGGAACCCAACAUGGAAGCAUCUUCCUCAGAUGAACAGCCCACUUCACUCACAAUAGCACACGUCAAGCCAAGUAUUAUGAAAAGGAAUGGAAGUUUUCCAAAAUACUAUGCCUGCCACCUCUGUGGCCGUCGGUUCAAUCUGCGCAGUAGUUUGCGCGAACAUCUCCAGAUCCACACAGGAGUGCCCUUCACAUCAAGCCAACAAGGGGAAAGUAGCAUGUCCCUGUCUCUCUGCAACAACACAGCUGACAAAGAUGCCAUGGAAGUGCCUGAAGCUGGAAUGAUUAGUGACAGUGAGUUGCAACAGAUCUCAGAUUCCCCCAUAAUUGAUGGACAGCAGCAAGCAGAAACACCACCACCCUCAGACAUUGCAGACAUAGACAACUUGGAGCAGACAGAUCAAGAAAGAGAAGUGAAGAGGCGGAAGUAUGAAUGUUCCAUCUGUGGACGCAAAUUCAUUCAGAAAAGCCACUGGAGGGAGCACAUGUACAUACACACUGGCAAACCUUUCAAGUGCAGCACUUGUGACAAAAGUUUCUGCAGGGCCAACCAAGCUGCCAGACACGUGUGCCUGAACCAGAGCAUGGAUACUUACACUAUGGUGGACAAGCAGACUCUGGAACUCUGUACUUUUGAGGAAGGCAGUCAAAUGGACAACAUGCUAGUACAGACCAACAAACCCUACAAAUGCAACUUGUGCGACAAAACGUUUUCAACUCCCAAUGAAGUGGUUAAACAUUCGUGCCAAAAUCAAAACUCUGUCUUUGCUCUAGAAGAGGAUAGAUCCAUUCUGCUAGGUAGUGGGGACACAGAAGUGACGGAGACAGAGAACUCAGUGUUAGCCUCCAUUAAAAAGGAGCAGGAAGCAGUGUUGUUGGACUGAAUAUGAAAUCUGUAUCAAUUUUUUAAAGUUUCUUUAUUCAUUUUUACUAAACCAAUUCUCUCCCCCUCCCCCUCCAAGCACCAGAAGUACACUGGUAUGGUAGAAAAUUGGAUCUUGCCCCUCACACCAAAAAAAUAAAUAAAAGGCUUUAUAUAUCAGAUCACAACAUAAUUCAUUUUAAUGCACAGGAACAUGCCUAAAGGUAAUUCAGCUAACUUUGUCAAUAGUCCUAGUAAGCUCAAGUUUGAUAAUUUUUUUAAACAAAUUUUAGACUUUUUAAAAGCAUAUUUAAAUGCAAUGAAGUGUGUACUGAGAAACAAGAAUAUCAUUUUGGUAAACAAAGAAUAAAUAUGCAGUUAUUUUCCCUGGUAACAAGCCUUUUGAAAAGAACUCGCAGACAAUGCAGCAUGUUUUCUAGAGCAAUACCUACAAACUGGGUAAGAUCACAACUAACAAAAGGCUUAGAAUUUUGCAUAAUGAACCCAGGAUUUUUUUUUUCUUUUAGUUUUUAGUUUUCCCUCAAGUAUACCAUUUGGUAUCUGGCUUCAGGUAACAUUGUUGACAUAAUGUCCAUUCAAGAAAAUGUAGUUACUUAGUCAGCGUUGACUACGGUAGCUAUAACAAUAAUGUGAUGGCAAUCUUUUUAUAUAUGCACACAUAUAUAUAAGUGUGUUAUGCGUGUGUGAGUGAUAGAUGCAGGGUAACUAGGUGCACACAUACUUUCUAAACAAUUGGCCAUCUUUCAAGUUCAACAAAAGAAGUCCUUUAGUUAUGAUUGUUUGACUGAUCAGUUAUUACACAAGUUAUUUUUUAAUUACAUGUGAACUGCUCUGGACUGUGUGCAUUUUUUAUUAUCCUGUUGAAUGGAAAUUCAUAUAACAGUGUUGUCACCGAAGACAUGAAGGAAACUAGAGAAUAGAGAAAUGAUAUGCCGGUGAGCACUGUGCAAAAACCAGUGCUACAUUCACAAGUGUAGUAGCCAUAGAUUAGAGUCACUCCUGGUAAAAGAGAAGAGAGACUUGAUCACUGUAUUCAUGCAAGGAACCUCCAAGACUUUUUGGGGUCUAACUGCAUGAGUUCAGUAAAAAAAACAAACACAAAAACACUGGUUGGCCCUUCAUUUAGUAACAGGCACCUUCUAAUAGAAAGUAAAGAGGGAAAGAUGGCUAUGGAUCAUGGUUUUAAAAUGAAUUUGCAGUGCUGACUGGUAACUCCUGUUAUUGAAAGGGACUCCCAUUACAUAAGACCCCCAAGACAAAGUACACAACAGCUGAGAGGAUCAAGAAGUAGUUUUAGCUACAACUCAGGAUGGCGCUGCAUCUUUGUGUUUAAAAAUCAAGUUGAUGAUUUUUAUUUUUUAUUUUGUAUAGAUGCCCGGAAUUUUUGCCAAUAGCCUAAAAACUAAGCAGACAGCAGUAAGGAAGCCCACUGAAAAGUUACUGGGCCAAUAGAAGGCUUAAGUAGACAGAAUAAGCGCUCCAUCAUAAAUGGAGGCAGUGUGUGUGAG
This is a messenger RNA of Alligator sinensis (Chinese alligator), 4177 nucleotides long. It is a transcript of the gene ZBTB2, whose product is annotated as zinc finger and BTB domain containing 2. Gene Ontology annotation, cellular component: nucleus. Gene Ontology annotation, biological process: regulation of transcription by RNA polymerase II. The coding region runs from base 1144 to 2670 and encodes 508 amino acids. Lineage: Eukaryota; Metazoa; Chordata; Crocodylia; Alligatoridae. Gene Ontology annotation, molecular function: protein binding; DNA-binding transcription factor activity, RNA polymerase II-specific; RNA polymerase II cis-regulatory region sequence-specific DNA binding. The record is from RefSeq and is a predicted model, not a curated record. The transcript is spliced from 3 exons.